This is a messenger RNA of Brugia pahangi, 345 nucleotides long. The record is from the annotation of a GenBank genome assembly. NCBI's taxonomy places the organism in Eukaryota, Metazoa, Nematoda, Chromadorea, Rhabditida, Onchocercidae.
AUGUGUGCACCAAAUUACUUCCCAUAUCCAAGUGGUGGAAUUAUUUGUGGCUUAACAAUAUGUCCUGAUGAAUCAAUUUUUCAUUAUUAUUAUUGUUGCUACGGGUUAUUAGGCGCUUGUUGCUUUUAUCUAAGAACGUGGCUUAUAAUUUUAUUAAUGGUAAUCAGUCUUUCAUUGAUUCUCUGUGCCGUUGCCGCUGCUAUUGCGGCUUUUUCAAGAAGCCGUCAACAGCGCAUACCAACAAACGUUGACGCUACCACUAAUGCUGGUUAUGAUAUUCAUUAUCAUCCACCACGUGAACAUACCGUAUAUUAUACGGACCAUAGCAGGGAUCGAAGUCUUUAA